AUGGCAGGGGGUGUGUGGGGCCGUGGCCGGGGAGCCCCUGUGGGGGCACUGACGCUGACAGCGCUGGCAGAAGGCAUUCGGGACAGUCAGGGGCAGGGUCUGGCAGCCACUUCGCCGGGCUCCCAGACAGAACCCCAGGAGCGUGAACCUGAUGCCCAGGCCCUGGUCCCUGAGGCUGAGCCCGGGAGUGUGGCCACUGAACCCACAGCUGGUAAUGAGCCCUGCUUUCCACCCAGUGUCCAGAAUCCUUCCCCUGAGGGGGCCCACCAGGUCUGCCAGAGUCCCGGGGAGGAGGGGGCCUUAGCAGACCUGGCUUUGUAUACGGCUGCCUGCCUGGAGGAAGCUGGCUUUGCCGGGACCCAGGUGACAGCGCUCACCCUGUCCUCAGCCCUGGAGGCCCGAGGAGAGCGGCUGGAGGACCAGGUGCACGCUCUGGUUCGCGGGCUGCUGGUACAGGUACCCAGCCUAGCUGAGGGGCGGCCCCGAAGGGCAGCGCUGCGAGUGCUGAGCGCACUAGCUCUGGAGCAUGCGCAGGACGUCGUAUAUGCACUGUUGCCACGCUCGCUACCCCCAGACCGGGCAGCGGCCGAACUGUGGCGCAGCCUGAGCCGGAACCAGCGCGUGAACGGGCAGGUGCUGGUCCAGUUGCUCUGGGCGCUGAAGGGUGCCGCCGGACCUGAGAACGAGGCGCUGGCGGCUACUCGCGCCCUAGGGGAGAUGCUAGCCGUGUCUGGCUGCGUGGGAGCCACGCGGGGCUUCUAUCCCCACCUGUUGCUCGCGCUGGUCACGCAGCUGCACGAGCUGGCCCGUGGCGUGCGCUCUCCUGAAACCCCCAAGGUUUGGGCUCCAUCCCACCGAGGACCUCCACACAGUCACGCCAGUUGUGCCGUGGAGGCCUUGAAAGCCCUUCUCACUGGCGACGGCGGCCGUAUGGUGGUCACGUGCAUGGAGCAGGCAGGAGGCUGGAGGAGGCUGGUGGGAACUCACACGCAUCUGGAGGGCGUCCUGCUGCUGGCCAGCGCCAUGGUGGCUCAUGCCGACCACCACCUACGAGGCCUCUUCGCCGACUUACUUCCCCGACUGCGCAGCCCCGACGACACGCAGCGCCUCACGGCUAUGGCCUUCUUCACCGGGUUGCUGCAGAGUCGACCCACGACGCGGCUUCUGAGGGAGGAGGCUAUCCUGGAGCGACUCCGCACCUGGCAGGGCGACCCGGAGCCCACCGUCCGCUGGCUGGGCUUGCUGGGCUUGGGCCAUGUCGCGCUCAAUUGUGGGAAGGUGCGACAUGUGAACACGCUGCUGCCGGCGCUCCUGAGUGCUUUGGGCGAGGGUGAUGCGCGGCUCGUGGGCGCUGCGCUGGGCGCACUCCGGAGGCUUCUGCUGCGCUCGCGGGCGCCCGUGCGGCUGUUGAGCACAGAGCUGCGGCCGCGCCUCCCGCCGCUGCUGGACGACGCCCGGGACUGUGUCCGCGCCUCUGCGGUUGGGCUUCUCGGGACGUUGGUGCGGCGGGGCCGGGGCGGGCUCCGGGUGGGGCUUCGAGGCCCCCUGCGGAAGUUGGUGCUGCAAAGCCUUGUGCCGCUGUUGCUUCGCCUGCACGAUCCCAGCCGCGACGCAGCGGAGAGCUCCGAGUGGACCCUGGCCCGCUGCGACCAGGCCCUGCGCUGGGGCCUGUUGGAGGAGAUGGUCACCGUGGCGCACUACGACAGCCCAGAGGCCCUAAGCCGUGUUUGCCACCGUCUGGUUCAGCGGUACCCGAGCCACGUGCCCAGCUUCCUGAGCCAGACCCAGGGCUACCUUAGGAGCCCACAGGGGCCCCUGCGCCGGGCGGCCGCUGUGCUCAUAGGUUUCCUCGCCCAUCACACCAGCCCCAGCCGCGUCAGUCAGGACCUUCUGGACUCUCUGUUCCAUGACUUGGGGCAACUGCGGAGUGACCCGGAGCCGGCCGUCUGCGCGGCGGCGCACGUGUCUUCCCAGCAGGUGGCGCUGCUAGCGCGGGCGCACAACAGACCCCCGGGCCUACGCUUUGCUUACCUGGCUCGCCUCCCCCGCCUCGCUCGCCUUGCUCGGCGCCGCGCGGGUCCUAAACGCUCGCCACCUGUCUACUCGGACAGCCCCUUUCAGCAUCGGAGCGGUGCAGACCGCUGGGGCUGCUUCUGCCCAGGCUGA
Messenger RNA from Chrysochloris asiatica (Cape golden mole), 2166 nucleotides. RefSeq names its product maestro heat-like repeat family member 6 (gene MROH6). The transcript is spliced from 14 exons. Gene Ontology annotation, cellular component: cytoplasm. The record is from RefSeq and is a predicted model, not a curated record. NCBI's taxonomy places the organism in Eukaryota, Metazoa, Chordata, Mammalia, Afrosoricida, Chrysochloridae. The coding region runs from base 1 to 2166 and encodes 721 amino acids.